Scylla paramamosain (green mud crab) is the source of this 3992-nucleotide messenger RNA. RefSeq lists its product as uncharacterized. The transcript has 18 exons. The coding region runs from base 1345 to 2190 and encodes 281 amino acids. NCBI's taxonomy places the organism in Eukaryota, Metazoa, Arthropoda, Malacostraca, Decapoda, Portunidae. The record is from RefSeq and is a predicted model, not a curated record.
CUUCAGCCAGCCAGUCAGUGGUCAGUAGCGUCAGCUUCGUUGUGGUGUACGCGUGAGUCUUGUGUUUUCUUGAACGCUUAUUUGGGCUUUAGGUGAACCAAAACUCUCCCAAAGCCUGUCCACAGUGGUCAGCAGGUGCGGCGUUGAUGCUGGUAACAGUGGUGGGGAUCCCGGCACACAGCCAGCAGGCAUCGGCAGCAUCCUUCCGCCUGGUCACCGCUUACACGUUAAACCGAACUGAUGACUCCACUCAAACAUUUCUCAGAGUGGGGACCUCUCCCUCCACCCGGUCCCUUACCUUGGCUCUGCAGACUGACCUGACUAACUGUGGAUGCAAUGUCACCGGGAAUUACUCAGGUCGCGUCCUCCAGGUGACAGGUGGCUACACAGGUGAUGCGCUCAAAAUCGUGGCGCAGAGGUACCAGCAUGUGGGGGGCGUUGGAUCAGCUGAGGAGUUGGUGAGCGUAGCGUGGCACCCCGAGGAAGAGAGCGAGACGCAGCCGGAACCGAGGCAGGACGGGGCGUGGUGGUGCGCACUCAGUUCUCUGAAUCCAUCUUUGGCGUAUCUGUGGACUCGCUGAUGCCGGGGAAGCGUCGGCGUCUCCUGAACCUCACCGUCACGCCACACACUGGAAAACACUGGCAGGUGAGCCUACAUGUGCCAAUUAUCUCUACAGCCCUCGAGUGGGAGACGAAGCUCUGGAAAAAUCAGGGCAAGCAACAUUGGGAAGUUAAUGGGGAAGUCAAGUCUACCAAAUCUGACAUAUCGUUAGAGUUCGUUCACUUCAAGCAGGAGAAGCAGGACGAGGAGACUCAGGUCACGGAUGACAGAGGUGAGGCUGGCAGGUGUGAUGCUGAAGGUUGUGGGGACGGCAAUGUCAAGGAGCCAAAAGCCAAGUCGCGGCACCACGUCGACAGUGAUUGCGACUCAGAUUUAAGAAAAGAACAGACAGUAGACCAGAAUGAAGUUUGUAGUGGUCGAGAUCAUAAAUCAGAAGACUUAAAGCAAAAUGAUCCUGAUUCCAUAAUGGUAAAUGUAGACGAAGAAUGUUCCAGGAAAGCGGAGUGUGAUGGACCGGAAGAGUCAGUGUCAAGUGACGCUGUUCAAGAGACUACACAAAAAUUAACUUCCCGGGUUUUCAGCCUUUCUUCCAACAUGAAGACUUACGUCUCAUCUGACGGAGGACGCUGGAUUCGGAUCCUGCAGCGCACACACCUGGCAUUCUGUCCUCACGUUGGCUGGAACUUGAACCAAAUAUUUCGGUUCAAUCGUGACUGGACUGGGUGUUCAAUCGUGACUGGACUGGGUGGGAGUACGUGGUGAACACCUGGGAGUGGGGCAACAUGGUGGUGAAGGCGGAGUGGGGCGUCUCUCUCCUGCAGUGGUACCAGAAAACUUUCAGCUUCUCUUUCGACCAGGCGGCGGCGCUCCCCUCCACGCAGCUGGUCCUGGAUUUCCGUGACUGGUGGAGCUACAAGGUGUGGCUGAAGUGGCCGGUCCUCGCGUCCUCCCUCGCCGCUUCCCUCACGCUUGGUCGCGACAGUCACACACUGCUGGGCGAGUCAGACCGUGUGGGGGUGACGUGGGAAGUGAAGAAAGUGGACGAGUUUCUGGGUGAGGACGCCGGAAAGGUGGUGGCGCGGGUGGUAGCGCGACACACCCCUGCUGGCUUGGUGGUGACCUUCCACGCCGACACCGCCAGCAUGCAGGAGCUCCACGAUACCGUCACUGCCGUCCUUGCUCAGGCCAUGGAGAGCCCUGACCUGUGUGGCGAGGUGCCUGACCACGCCACGCUUCUGAAGUUCCUGCACGACUUCCUUGGACAGUCACCGGCGAGUCUCUGGGCGGAUCUGCUGCAGGAAGUCCGUCGCCUGCUGCUGGGGUCUGGCACCGAGGCAGACUUACAUCACCUGCUGGAAGUUUUCAGGGAGGAAAUGGGGACAGCAGAAGGCGUAGGAUUGUGGGAGGCAGUAUGGACGGUGCUGGAGCGGGCGGGGCUGCUGCGUUCCCGCGGCGAGGAGGUGGAGGUGGUGGUGCCCUCCGAGUGGAUUAGGCUGGCGCAGGGGUGGUUCACUUGGGCUGUCAUGGGAGGCGGCGGGCAGUGCGAAGGCAACACACUGAUGGUUAACCUGGUGGAUGCGCUGGCGGAGACCCUGAGGCGAAGUGGCAGCGGGCAAGCAACCUUUUGACCCACCAGUCAGACAAACUUUUAUGUUCGUUCUGAAGGCAAAUCAAAAGCAGGAAUUUGUUACCAAAACCAUAAAUAAAUGACGUCAUCGUACAUCUGGCAUCCAUUCGUGUAGCUGCUAUACAACACUAUAUUGUUUAUUUAUUUUUUUUUUACUUUGUGUUGAUUAAUUGCUUGCUUAUUCUUAGAAAAUAUGUAGGCGAUAAUAUCAACAUAAAUUAUAUACAUGUAUUCAUUUCAUUGGGACUAUUCACUCCUGUUGCUACGUUCUCAUGUUCGUUUGUAUUGAAAAAUGUUCCCUUAAUUAUCAAUACACCCAACCAUCAAUAAUUAUUAUAGUAAUAUCAAAAUAAAAUGUUCAUUGUUAAAUACUGUAUCAAAAUAAAGCCAAUCAGGGACCUCGACACUUGCUUUACCAUUUACGUAAGAAAGAAAACCCCGUUGAAAAAGCAGAAUCAACUGGACUUCCGCGGGAAACUACAACAAUCAUCAUCAGUCCACUGCUAUUUCCUCCGCGUAAAAGCAAUGCAAGAUGUGCUACCUCGUUUUGGAGGUGUUUUCAGGACACAGGGAAGGAAGAUGAAACCUGACUAUCUUGCACCUCAAAGGAUGGACAGCUUAGGAUACCACACGGAGGGGGUGAAGGAGCCUUGGGGAUGCCUGAAGGAGGGGCAGUGAAGGAGGGUGGCCUGGAGGUGAAGGAAAUGCAGAAAAUUCCUCUAAUACUGAGCGCUUCUCUGGUCAGACCAUCCUUCACUGAAUAUUUGGACCGAGGCUUCAAGAUACGAGUGAGCCACGCGACCCUCCAAAACAGCGCCAUCCUGCCUACUUGUGGUGUAGCAUCCCUGAUCGUACCCCUCCCUCCUCCUCCUCCUCCUCCUCCUCCUCCAGCAAAGAAGAGACCUUUGACCAGCUGGUGGACAGGGUCCGCGCCUUUAGCCGAGUACACGCGGGGGCGUUGUAAUACUGGUGGGUGCUGUGUUUGGCAUGGAGGAGGUGAACGGGGUGUUGGGGAAGUUAUCAAGGCGGUUACUACCACGCCCUCCCCUGCUACUGCCUGCCCACGGGGAAGCCCAGGCUGCCGCGCACAUACAACUACUGGCAAAGAAGUAGCGGCGGGGCUGGAAGUGGGCGGGAGUUUAGCAGGCUUCGCUAAGAUUGGGCUGGAAGUUAACGGAGGAGGAGGCGCGGCACGUGACAAUGCAAUACAGGGCUUACAGAGGACAGGCGUGACUGGGCCCUGCCUCGCCGCCCUUGUCAACACCUUAGAGAGAGAUACGCUCACCUUGUAGAGAGAGAGAGAGAGAGAGAGAGAGAGAGAGAGAGAGAGAGGAUAUAUUUUAAUUUUCUUUCGUUAUAUAUUCAAUUUAUUUAUUUAUUUAUUAUUUUAACGGUUAUUUUCUUUUCUCUAUUUUUCGUUUCGUUUUUUUUUUAUGGAAUGUUGAAUUUUACCUAUAUUUGUUUACAUUUUUUUUUAUCAAUUUCUUUCGAUUUUAUAUUCAGUUCAUUUAUUUAUCUUUAUUGUUUUAAGACCAUUUGUUUAUUUUAUUUAUUUUUUCGUUCAUUUUCAUAAUGGGAAUAUUUACUUUUAUAUAUAUUUUUCAAUUAUUUUUCAUUUCUUCGAUUUAAGUGUGUCUAAGUACUUGCAAGGAUCAUUUAUUUAUUUAUUUACUUUUAUUUUCCGUCCGUUUUUAUUUAUUUAUUUAUUUAUUUAUUUAUCUUUUAUAAUGGAAACUUAUUUCAUCUUUUUUCCCGUUUUCUGUUACUUGUUCAUGCCAGGGGUGACAAUAAACAUUAAGAUUA